Molecule: messenger RNA, 960 nt
Organism: Parnassius mnemosyne (clouded apollo)
Lineage: Eukaryota; Metazoa; Arthropoda; Insecta; Lepidoptera; Papilionidae
Source: the annotation of a GenBank genome assembly
AUGGCACCUUUGCCAGCCGCCCGAUUGAUACCUUGUAAUGUUUUUGAGCAUGUAGGGGUGGACCUCGGUGGUCCGUUCUUUACAAAAGAAAGUUUACGACGAAAUGCUAGGGUUGAACGGUCAUAUUUAGCAUUAUUUAUUUGUUAUUCGACAAAAGCUGUACACCUUGAAGUCUUAUCGUCGUUGUCAUCGGACUGUUUCCUCGCGUGUUUAGACAGAUUUGUAGCGCGACGCGGUGUGUGCUCCUUCCUUUAUUCGGAUUGCGGAACUAAUUUCAUAGCUGCUAGUAAGCAUUUAACCGAAGUACAAAGAUUUAUGCUCGAACAAAAAAACAAUAUAUUAGAGGGUUGCUCAAAACGACAAAUUAUAUGGAGAUUUAAUCCCCCUGGUGCACCACAUAUGGGUGGGCUCUGGGAAGCUGGAAUUAAAUCCGCCAAGUAUCUAUUAACGCGAGCCGUAGGAGAAAAAAGUUUGACGUUCGAGGAACUCACAACAGUGUUUUGUAAAGUAGAAGCGAUUCUCAACUCGCGGCCGCUUUGUCCGUUACCAGCUAGUGAUAAUCCUGAUGAGUUCAACGUUUUGACUGCGGGACACUUUCUAAUUGGAAAAGGGUUAACAGCAGUACCUGAGUAUAAUGUAGAGGAUAUAACAAUAAAUCGAUUAUCACGUUGGCAAUAUAUUCAAAAAUGUUCACAAAUGUUUUGGCGUAGAUGGAGUCACGAAUAUCUAAAUACGCUGCAACAGAAAGCAAAGUGGCAUUCGGAUAGAUCUAAUAUAAAAAUAGGUGAUCUCGUAAUCAUAAAAACUAAUAAUGUACCGCCGUGCAAUUGGCCUUUGGGUAGAAUUGAGGCUCUUCACCCCGGUCCAGAUGGGAUUGUUCGUUGUGUUACGCUUCGCACUCAAAAGAGUACUCUACAGAGACCAGUUAAUAAACUGAGUCCUCUACCUUAUUCAAAUUAG